GGCUGCACACCCCACUAUUGUACCAUCCCCUUAAUUCUCGGCCAAUUCCACUUUCUUUCACUACAUUCAUAGUAUUUAGUUUUGGAGUCCACAAAGCUACUUAUAGUAAACUCUUCAAAGUUCAAAAUUUCCUUUUUUUGUCGCAUGUUUCCACUGUUGGCAGUACAAGUCUUUUUCUAUCAAUUGCACCUUUAUUUUCCCUGCAUUUCUUUGCUUCGUACUAUUCUUCUCAAUUGUUCUCUCCAAAGUUUCCUUCUUUGUCUCCUUUUCUGAUUCAAAGUUUUAGCUUCUCCAAUUGGGGUACCUUAAAUUUGUGUAGAACAUCAGAUUUGCUAAUGUGAAAUUUUAUUCUAGCUCUAGUAUGGUUUUCUGCUCUUAUGUUUAAAUGAAUUUCAGUUUCUAGGAUUUGUUAUUAUGCACAAAUCACUCGUGACAGCUGACAACACUUGAAACAAAGAGUGAUUUCCACUGAGUAUAUUUUAUGAACAGAACCUAUGAUUUUUGUUGGCUUUAGUAGGGGUGAAUGGGGUUUAAUUAACAGCUAUUAUAGGUAGAAUUGGGUUGAGUAUUGGAGAUUUAGAGAAUUCAUAUUUGAACAACAGAAUUAGUAAAGAUUUCAAACAUGAUUGUGAGGAAAAACAAGCCAAGUGCAAAGCCACUACUUAUGUUUCUUAUGGUUCUUGCUUUUUGCUUUGUCACUUAUAAUCUGGUAUUUAUGAUCAAACCCCAUAAGGGUGGAAGUUGGGUGGCAGAUGAGGUUGGAUUUCUUGAUCCUGUGAUCAGGAUGCAUGGAAAUUCCAAUUCAAAAUUCCAUGUGGCAGUGACUGCAACUGAUGCAGCUUACAGCCAAUGGCAAUGCCGGAUUAUGUACUACUGGUAUAAGAAGGUAAAGGACAUGGCUGGAUCAGACAUGGGAAAGUUCACCAGGAUAGUGCACUCAGGAAGGCCAGAUCAUUUGAUGGAUGAGAUUCCUACUUUUGUGGUUGAUCCACUUCCUGCUGGCAUGGAUAGGGGUUAUGUUGUCAUGAAUAGACCAUGGGCUUUUGUUCAGUGGCUGGAGAAAGCAAAUAUUGAGGAAGAGUAUAUUUUGAUGGCAGAACCUGACCACAUAUUUGUACAUCCUUUACCUAAUUUGGCUUAUGGAAACCAACCAGCAGGGUAUCCAUUUUUCUAUAUAAAACCAGAUAAACAUGAAAAAAUAAUUAGGAAAUUCUACCCUAAGGAGAAUGGUCCUAUUACUGAUAUUGAUCCCAUUGGCAAUUCUCCUGUAAUCAUUCAGAAGUCCUUGCUGGAGGAAAUAUCUCCCACUUGGGUGAAUAUUUCCUUACAAAUGAAAGAUGAUCCAGAAACUGAUGAAACUUUUGGAUGGGUACUUGAAAUGUAUGCAUAUGCUGUGGCAUCAGCUUUGCACGGUGUACGGCAUAUUCUUCAUGAUAACUUCAUGGUCCAGCCCCCUUGGGACUUAGAUGUUGGAAACAAGUUUAUAAUCCAUUAUACUUAUGCAUGUGACUACAAUUUACAGGGGGAACUGACAUAUGGGAAGAUUGGAGAAUGGCGUUUUAACAAGAGAUCUUAUCUCACGGGUCCUCCUCCCAAAAACCUUUCGUUACCCCCUUCCGGGGUUCCUGAAACUGUGGUGCAGCUUGUAAAGAUGAUCAAUGAGGCUACUGCUAACAUACCUAAAUGGGAUUCAUUAAAUAGAAGCUGAGGAAAAAAAAAUAAACUACAAGGUUUUAGGCCCCUCAUGCUAGUGGUUACUAGACGAGAAACAACUAUACUGAUUACAUGGGAAAAUAGAUUACUUUAACCCAGAGAAGAACUGUAAUGAACACAAAGAUGUUUUGGUGCUAGCGCUAAAUACAUUUUUUAUUAUAACAAGUCAAUUGUUGCUAUUGAAACAUAUAUAAAAACAUUUACAGUUGGUCAGUCAACUUUUUUCCAACA
Molecule: messenger RNA, 1944 nt
Organism: Cajanus cajan (pigeon pea)
Lineage: Eukaryota; Viridiplantae; Streptophyta; Magnoliopsida; Fabales; Fabaceae
Product: hydroxyproline O-arabinosyltransferase PLENTY
Molecular function (GO): glycosyltransferase activity
Source: RefSeq, a predicted model, not a curated record